This is a messenger RNA of Cucurbita moschata (crookneck pumpkin), 1679 nucleotides long. RefSeq lists its product as uncharacterized. The coding region runs from base 137 to 1462 and encodes 441 amino acids. The transcript is spliced from 5 exons. NCBI's taxonomy places the organism in Eukaryota, Viridiplantae, Streptophyta, Magnoliopsida, Cucurbitales, Cucurbitaceae. The record is from RefSeq and is a predicted model, not a curated record.
UAGGAUUCAGCCAUUCUUCUCUACCGCUACACCUUGACUUCCCACAUUUCCGCCAUGUAAAAGCGACCCCUAAACCCCACUCUCUUGCAUUUACAGGCCGAACCCAUUUCCCCUUUCCCUCCCAAUCCCCUAAAUCAUGUCUUUCAACAGAGAAAGAGAUGACCCUCUUUCCUUCGCCGCCGCAAACCCAUCUUCCUCUUCUUCUCCCGUCUCCGUUUCCGACCCUCGUGAUACCUUUCUCUCCGACCCAAAUUCCCACAUCGGAAGUGCCUCCGGCAGCUUCCAAAAUGAGGGUCUUCUCUCUGAUUUCACUGCCAAUAUCAGUGAUGCCGAGUUUGGAUUCUCUCGCCCUGAGUUCCGCCAGAGCCCACUUGCUGGAACUGUGGAUUUCUAUGACCGCCAUGUGUUUCUUUGUUACAAGAAUCCUCAGGUUUGGCCUCCUAGGAUUGAGGCUGCUGAGUUCGAUCGCCUCCCUAGGUUGCUCUCUGCGGCUGUAAUGUCGAGGAAGGGCGAUAUGAAGAAAGAAACCCGUUUAACAAUAUGUGAGGGGCACGACGGAACCGAGACAUCGAAUGGGGAUGUUUUGAUCUUCCCAGACAUGAUAAGAUAUAGGAGGUUGACCCAUUUUGAUGUUGACACAUUUGUUGAAGAAGUUCUUGUGAAGAAUGGUGAGUGGCAGCCUGGAUCUCCUGAAGCAUUGAAGGGUUCAUAUGUUUUUGUAUGCUGUCAUGGGUCCCGAGAUCGUCGGUGUGGCGUUUGUGGUCCUACAUUGGUCAGUCGGUUCCGAGAUGAGAUAAAAUUUCUUGGUCUUCAAAAUGAAGUAUCUGUUAGACCAUGCUCGCAUAUUGGAGGCCACAAGUAUGCAGGAAAUGUCAUUAUAUUUAGAUCAAAUGCCAAUGGAGAUGUCAGUGGGCACUGGUAUGGAUAUGUUUCCCCUGAAGACGUGUUUUUAUUGCUUCAGCAGCAUAUUGUGAGAGGGAACAUUGUAGACGAACUUUGGAGGGGCCAGAUGGGUUUAUCAGAGGAAGAACAGAAGCUGAGCCUAGAACGAAGACUUAGCAUAAUCAAUGGUUCAAAUGGCCCUAAAAGCAAUGAAGAGCCGACACAAAUCGAGACCAGUGAUCCGAACUCCGAUCACUAUAGCUCUCGUGUCGAUGUUGUAGCCUGCUGUCAGGGACGCGGAGAUGGUUACUCCUCGUGCUGUCAGAAUCCCAAACUCUCAGGAACAGUAAUCGAUUCAGAUACAAACGACGACGUUCCUCCAAACGUCGCAACUGCAAAGAGCAGCAACAGAAAACUAACCUCACGAACCAAUAGCAGCAAAUCAUCAUCAUCCCGUAAGGUUUGUGCAAUGCCAACAUGGCUCGAGAGCUGGGAACGCGAAGAUACAUACGCCGUUGCUGCUGUUAUCUGUGCUGCUGUGUCGGUUGCUAUUGCUUAUCGCUGCUACAAGCAGCUAUAAAAACAUCAAGGGUGUAGAAACUUCGUGUUUAAAUUUUGCUUGUGUUUGCAUGAUUUCGAGUCGCUCGUAGACGAGCGUAAGAUAUAUGAACUUAGGAUAAUCUUUUUUGUUUUUCCUUUGGAGAUCUUAUCAACUUAAUGUAAGUCAAGUCUCAGUGCAGAUGAAUGGAAAAUUAAAUUGAGUUCUUUAUGUAUAAAUGGAUAAUUGUGUGUUUCAA